This is a messenger RNA of Prorocentrum cordatum, 4495 nucleotides long. The record is from the annotation of a GenBank genome assembly. NCBI's taxonomy places the organism in Eukaryota, Dinophyceae, Prorocentrales, Prorocentraceae.
GUCCCACAUGGACAGACCGACCUGCCGAAUGCGGAGAGCCACGAGGCGCUACGGCAUGUUCGUUUCUCUCGCGAAGUUCACACCCGCGACCAGCAGACCGACAAUAUCCUCUACCACAUCGACUUCGACGAACAGGAGCCCUUACUCCAGCACCUUCGACGACUUCAGGCUCCCAGGCUUACCUUCGACUUCACCGACCGUUGCCACAACGAGGUAUCAGACUACAUGGUGCGAACAUUUCCAUACCGACAGCUUCCACGAGAUUCUCGCCUGUAUUUAUACACCGACGGCUCCAAACACCCACGCCAACAUGGUCAAGACGGAUGGUCGGUUGUACUCGUCGGAGAAGACGAAGAAGGUUUCUCUUUUCAAGGCGCAAUAGUCGGCAAGCACCGCGACUCCACCCUCGUAGAGAUCCAAAACCUCACGGACAACGAGACCACCUCGACAUCCAGCGAGAUCACAGCGCUCAUCUGGGCGUUCGCCUACAUCAUCCACAAGGACAUCCACCACAGCAUUUCGGUCCACUCCGACUCGCUGGGAGCGAUCCAACUGGCCAGGAUGGAGGCUUUUACUAACCGCGACGCCCACCUUGUGCAGCUACUGGUGAUCAUGUACUCGCACGUCAAGGAAUAUGUCGACCUGCGUCACGUUCAUGCCCACGAGAUGAACCCGUGGAACGAAGUUGCCGACGCCGCGGCCAACUACGCCCGAAUCGAGGACUACCCGCACCCACAACCCGAAUGGGCCGACAUACUCAACGCGUCCCCUCAGCGCAGCUGGGAAUUCCUACUUGAUGCCGACAACCACACCAAGGACGCUUACCCAUCCUUUUCACCUGGGAUGCUCAAGGCCCAACGCAUCGAUACCACGGCAACGACAGCUCACCUUUCGACGCCAGCCAAGACCACGAAGACCUCGACCGAGAUAGACGUCAACAUCGCCACCUACAACAUCCAGUCAGGGCGCGAACCUGGCCUCGGCGCUCGACGGCGCAAAGAGAAGAUCCACAAGCUCAGAAAGACUAUGCUCAACCUGUACAUGGAGGACCUCCACCUGAUCGGCAUCCAGGAAGCCCGCACGCCCUGGGGAGUUCGCAGUGGCAACGACAUCACCAGCACGAGUGCGUACGCCUACCACGUCAUCUCAGGGGGCCACGACCAGUACAACCUCGGCUGCGAGCUCCACAUACUCACCAGCAAGCCGUACGGAAAGGCAGGAGCCAAGGACCUCUACUUCCGCCCCGAUCAGUUCACUGUCAUCGAGCACAGCCCUCGGCACCUCAUAGUAAGGAUCGAAGCCCCAGGCUUUCGACACACAGUCUGCGUCGCCCAUGCACCACAUUCACGAGCCACGCCACACGAGAAGGAUACCUUCUGGGAGAUGAUCGAGUGCGCAACCUCUAACCACAAUAUCAACAUCUUCUUCAUCGACGCAAACGCUCGAACGGGCAGCUUAUGCAGCCAGGCAAUCGGCGAUCAAGGCUUCAAGCAAAAGGAGGACGACAACGGCGAACGCUUCCACAAGGUCCUGCAAGGUAACUCUCUCAUCGCCGCGAAUACCUUCAAAAGCGGUGGCCAGGACCACUACACCUGGGACUCAGGCAAGGACGUGCACAGACUGGACUACAUAGUGGUUGGCCACGAGCUCUUCGACUCCAUCUCCUACACGUCCGUAAUGUACGGCAUCGACACAGUAGACGACCACUCACACAAGAACGACCACUUCCCUGUCAAGGCCAACCUCGCCUACACCGUCGAGACCGCCUACCAACACGGCACGCCCAAGCUCGACAUCGCUAAGCUCGACUCCGAGACAGCCAAGAACGACUUUCAACGACGCCUGCAGCAGAUCCAACACCCUCCCUGGGAGACCAACCUCAACGACCAUACUAAGAGCAUCGUCGAUCAGAUAAAGGACGCAGCCUACGCCAGCUUCAAGAAGCAGCAUCAUGCCCCCCGCAAGCCCUACAUUACCGAGGCCUCCUACGCGCUUCUUCGAUUCCGACGCACCCUCCUCAAGACGAUCCGCAUAGUGAAAAGGAAUGGCAUUGGCUCCAAGAAAUCACGCAGACGGAUCCGAUACACCGCGCACCUCAUCGCAAACCAGUCGGCUUCAGCGUCCCCUGACGACGUCAUCCACCUCCUGGACAUCCCUGGAUACACCAAGUUGAUGAUCAAGACCAUCCUCUUCAUCAACCACGCGGACCCCGACCAUGCCACGGCUCCACACCACGACAGCACCUCCUGCACAACCACCUUCACUACUGAUCUUUUCGACUCAUACAUGAGCUUCAUCCAAGAUACCGACCGCGCUCUCAGAAACCGCCUCGACCACGACCGCGACGCCCACCUCGAGCGCUUCUCCGACAACGUGAUAUUAUCAGCAGCAGGGAAUGCCCCUCGGCAGGAAUGGGCAAGCGUGAGAGCCUUACUCACAUACGGCGGCCGUACACCUAAGAGAACUCCGACUCCCAAAAUACGCCAAGACGAUGACGGCGCUCCACUCACGACGCCACAAGCCAUCGCGGAGCACGCCCUUCGAUACUACGGCAACAUCGAGAACGGCAUCAACACCGACAUCGAAGGCGUCGUCAAGUACUACAACAACAAGACUGCGCACACUAAGCCGAUCCCCCACAUCGACAACGUCCAGACCAUCCACAACCUGACAUCCGCCCUGGCAGCCGCCAAGAAAGGCAGACGCGGCGGGCCCGACGGGAACACCGACGACAUGGCACGAGCAGCGCCGCGCCAGAUGGCCCGACUUCUGCACCCCAUCAUGAUGAAGAUGCAGCUGAUGACGACGGAGCCCAUUUCGGCGAAGGGCGGCUUCUCCACCCAUUUCUCCAAAGGACAAGGACAGCUUCAUCUGCAGAAAGCCUACAGGGGCAUCCUCCUGAACAACACUAUUGGCAAGAUCAACAGCAAGUUCCUGAGAGGCCUCUUCCGCGACAUCUUACCCGACCUGCUUAUGGACACACAAUGCGGCGCCGUCCCUCACAAGGCGACUGACUUCAUCACUCACACCGCCUACACCUUCUUAGACGACUGCCGUACGCAGGCUCGCACGGGCAGCAUCCUCUUCCUGGACUUGAAAGAAGCCUUCCAUUCGGUAAUCAGGGAGUUCAUUUUCCAGCUGCCGACUCAGGAGGACGAGCUCGAAGACGUCAUCGACAACAUCGAGAUUCCCAUCUGCCUUCUUCCCUCUCUACGACAACGCCUUCGCUGUCCAGCACAUCUCAACGCCCACGUCGACGACUCUCACCUCUGCGCCCUCGUUGCCGACCACCACACGGCCAACUGGAUGACCGCUAAGGGCACCGACGCAUACGUGAUCCCUCGCACUAGUACCAGGCCAGGGGUGCCAUACUCCGACGCGGCUUUCAACAUGCACUUCUCCCUAGUGCUUCAGGCCAUCGCCGACGACACCGAUGGGCAGAAGACGCUGACCAACAUGUCCUUCGUCGAUGACCUCACCGACUUCAACUCGACCACCCGCCACUCCGACAUCAUUGACAUUACGAGAACUUCAGCCGAACGACUAUGCCGUACAGCAUUCACCUACGGGCUCAAGCCACACCCAGACAAGACCAAGGUCAUCCUCUCCUUUAACGGGACGGGAUCCAACGUCGCACGCAGUAGGCUUGCACAGCAGAACAUUACAUCAAUCCAGCUGAGCAUCAUGUCGAUCUCGGUCCAGAUCACAGACCAGCACCGACUCUUAGGCACCAUCCUCACCAGCGGCAGCAUGGGCCCCGAGGUGCAGAAUCGCAUGCGACGAACCGACGCUUCGGCACGAGCUCUUGAGAGGCAAAUCCUACGACGUCGACGCCUACCCCGCAAAACAAAGAUCAAGUACGUGCACGCCCUCUCGACUGCCUCAUUAACCUUCAACCACCACGUCUGGCCAGCACUGACCCAGACUGACCACCAGCGCAUCUCCAAUGCCUACUCGAAGCCCUAUCGCACGGCAGCUGGAAUACCCAAAGCUAACUCGCAGCUUCAUCAUUUCACGGCCACCGAAGUAGUAGCCUACACUGGCAUCCCCGACUUCGACCACCACCAGUCUGCUGGAAGGCUGCGAUACUUACCACGGCUUCUACGAUACGCUCCUCAGCAGCUCCUCCAACUGCUUGACAACCAGCGACGGAGAAAGGGCUCAUGGACAUACAUGCUUUUCCAGGACUUCGACUUCCUGCGCACAUACCUGGACGACCAGCGCUGGCCCACGACCAGCAAGCUCGACUCCGACGUUUUUGCAUGGGCACGCGCCACGCCGAAGCACUUCAGCAACUCCGUCAACCUGGCUGUCACAAACUACAUCCGCGCAUCCAAAGACCGCGCCCACGCCGACAAGCUGACCAAGGUGCUCAGACCCGACGGUCCCAUUGGUGCGGACCCCACGCCAUCACGCGACAACGGCGCCAGCAACUUCAUCUGCUACGAGUGUGGAAUCGUUACCAAGACCAAGCAGGGCAUGGCAAUACAUAUCG